This is a messenger RNA of Etheostoma cragini (Arkansas darter), 2525 nucleotides long. RefSeq names its product chemokine (C-X-C motif) receptor 3, tandem duplicate 2 (gene cxcr3.2). The transcript has 2 exons. Gene Ontology annotation, molecular function: chemokine receptor activity. Lineage: Eukaryota; Metazoa; Chordata; Actinopteri; Perciformes; Percidae. Gene Ontology annotation, biological process: chemotaxis; G protein-coupled receptor signaling pathway; immune response. Gene Ontology annotation, cellular component: membrane. The record is from RefSeq and is a predicted model, not a curated record. Bases 533 to 1666 code for a protein of 377 amino acids.
AGACUUUGAAAUUCUUGCCAACCAAGCACUUUCACUUCUCCUAGAUAUGUGGAGGAUUUUUAUGUAAAACCAGUUUCUACAUCUCAAGGAGUUACAUUCCCAUACAUUCUGUUCUCUUUGGAUAUUAUAAGCACAGAUUUCAUAUAUCAAAGUUACAUAAAAUGGAUCUUUAGCAGAUAGAGUAGAAGAUAGAAAAUAGAAUAUUUCCCACGUUGAGUGCACCAGUCACCAGACAGCUCUGACUGUCUGUCUGAAGGGGUUUUAUAGCUGGCUGCAGCCAUGUUUAUAUAUAUAUAUAUAUAUAUGUCACAAUUUCCCUGACACAUUCAUUAAUUCCUAUAGCUAUGUUUGCAUCUGUCUAAAAUGUGCAAGGAUUCGGUUCCUGAAAUUAAGACUUCUUCUUUCUGAUCCUCCGUCAUCUGGACAAGUGUGAAAGAAAAAAGGGAUGUUUCACCAUUGUGUUUAUGAGUGUGUACUAUCUUGACUGUUGGAGGGUUGCAGGUGUUUUGCUGCCUCCUUGUUUGCUACAACUAUGGAUCAGGUUCCAUCAACCACAGAAGAUUACUGGGACUAUGGAUAUGAAACUUACAGCUUGUCCCCUGGCAUGAGAGAGAGUCAUGCAGCCCCAUGCUUACAGGAGGAGACAUAUGGUUUUGCACAGAGGUACUCGCCUGUUGUAUACAGUUUAGUGUUUGUCCUGGCUCUUUUGGGCAACAUGCUGGUGCUGUGUGUGAUCCGACGCUAUCGAAAAUCUCAGAGUGGCGGAGCCUGUGCUUUCUCUCUGACGGACACCUUCCUCCUUCACCUGGCCAUUUCUGACCUCCUGCUGGCCUUCACCCUACCCCUGUUUGCAGUGCAGUGGGCUCACCACUGGAUGUUCGGCUUGGCUGUUUGCAAGAUCUCCGGUGCCCUCUUCUCCCUGAACCGCUACAGUGGCAUCCUUUUUCUGGCCUGCAUCAGCUUUGACCGUUACCUGGCCAUAGUUCAUGCUGUAAGCUCUGGCUGGAAGCGCAAUACCUGCCAUGCCCAGAUUGCGUGUGCCUUCAUCUGGGUGGGCUGCCUGGGCCUGAGUGGAGUGGACAUUGCCUUCAAAGAGGUAGUGGAGGUGAACACAGUGGGCCAUCAGAAGGCCUUCCUGUGCCAGGUGUGGUUCACUGGGAACACCACCCAGUGGCAGGUGGGGCUGCAGCUGGUCAGUGUGGUUCUAGGGUUUGGGCUCCCCUUGUUGAUUAUGCUCUACUGCUACAUCCGCAUCUUCAGGUCUCUCUGUAACGCCACUCGCCGCCAAAAGCGCAAGUCUCUCCGCCUCAUCGUGUCUUUAGUGUCUGUGUUCGUCAUCUGCUGGGCACCGUACAACUGCUUCCAGCUGGCAGAUAGUCUGCACAAGCUGGGCGUGGUGACUGGAGGUUGCCAGUUUGGCCGAGUGGUGGACAUUGGGACACUCAUCACUGAAAGUGUGGGGCUGUCGCACUGCGCUCUGAACCCUCUGCUGUAUGGCUUUGUGGGGGUGAAGUUCAGGAGGGAGCUGGUCAAAAUGUGUAAGGGGCUGCUGGGACGAAGAGGCUUGCUGGGGAUGGAGGAAUGGAGGGAGAGGAGAAUCAGAAGACCCACCGGAUCUUUCAGCUCCGCAGAAAGUGAACAAACCUCAUACUCUGUUAUGGUGUGAAACUAAUUCGAGGGAAUGGACAAGAAGGGAGUGUGUGUGUGUGCGUGUGUGUGUGUGUGUGUGUGUGUGUGUGUACGUGUGUGUGCGCACGUGUGUGCGCAUGCGUGGGUGCGUGCAUGCAUGUGUGUGUGUAUGUGUGAGAAGUUUUUGGAGGUAAGAUUGUGCGUGUGUCUGAAGUUUUUGGAGGUAAAAGAACUUGAAAGAAUCAAGAGUAAGAAAGUACUAAAUGAAAAAUAUACUUUAAGCUUAAUUAAGGCUUCAAAACAUGUUCACAGAGCAAAAGGUAACAUAGGCCACUUCUUCCAUUGGUGCUUUAAUAUCUAGCUGUUAGUAUGGUGCAGCUUACAACACGUUGUUUGGUCUUUUUUCUGUUUUUCAAGAAAACUGCAAUGAAAUCAUUAAGUGAAUGUGUCGCAUAGAGUAAAUCCGAACUCCAUAUCCCACGUGCUGAUGCUGUCAUGUAAUUGUUGGUGAGAACUGUUGAUUUUUGUGUCCAUAGGUCAAAUCUUGUGAAACAUCUAGAUUGCUUCAUACUCUUGAAAAGCUUGUUCAGCAGUUUUAGUUUCAGACUCACAUCUCCCAUCCCUACAGACAUUUUUCUCAUCAGAUUCCAUGCUCAUUUUGCAGGAAAACAAGUUUUAGCUUUUAAAACAGUGAAAAUGUUUGUAAUUAUAUCUGAAAGUUGUUCAUGUUGAAAUUGUCAUUUCUCUUUUAUUUUUUAAUGGUCCAUAUACAGCAGUUCCCUCAGCUGUGCUUCAAAAUUCUGUGAAAGAGGAACUUAAGAGAGUACUAGUUAUUUCACAUUUUGUAUAGUGCUCAAAUUACAUACAAAGUUUUUUAUAAUAAAUAUUUUUGAAUA